Molecule: messenger RNA, 923 nt
Organism: Liolophura sinensis
Lineage: Eukaryota; Metazoa; Mollusca; Polyplacophora; Chitonida; Chitonidae
Exons: 2
Coding region: 62-883 (273 amino acids)
Source: RefSeq, a predicted model, not a curated record
GGAAAGAUCUCCAGAGGUCAGUUAUCUACCAUCAGACCAUUUGUGCCACAAAUGUGGUAAAAUGAUGUCCUGGGCAGAAAAUGCCGAAUCUGUGAUGGAACAUAUUUUGAAUCUUCAGAAGUUUCUUCCAAAUUUCCAAGACAUGAUUACUACAGCAGACGGUGCUAAAACUCACCCCACAAAAGGCAGCCAGUGCAACGACAUAGUUUCCUUCCUUAGUGGCGUCGACGACGAAUCAUUCGACAGAGCCUUGAAGCUGCUCCGUGGGUACGGUAGUUUGCCUGAACCGCCAGUGCCACCCAACUCCGCGUAUGGAGGUGGGAGAUCUGGUAAACAAGGGCAAGAUAAUGGUCUAGCAGAAGGUUUGCUGUACUCACCCAUAGAACCGAAUUCUAGACAACACUUUGGUACCUUUCCAAAAACAGCUAAAGGUGAUACUUUCUCCAUGCAACGAAAGUCUGAACGUUUGAACGUUUUACCGCCGAUAGAAAAGCCCCUAGGUGGGAAUUUAUUACGGGAACCAGCGUCUCUGGCUGAAGAACGACUGCUACAGGCGGCGCACAAGAGACAAACGAUGCACGGUGCCACAACAGGGAACCUUCAGCGGAAUUCAGUGUUAUUCAACGAGCAUUCAAUUUCAGGUGCUGACAUAUUGUCAACAAUGCCACCGGAGAGACGUGUUAAACUACGUCAUUCAUCCGGAGACCAUGAGGACAACACCGGCUAUGAUAGAAAUUUUAGGUUAACAACCAUGCACAAUGGACAGUUUGUAGACUCUCGCUUACGUCACAGUGUGAGCGGAGACGUCCCUAGACUUCGAAACUCAUCAUUACCAAAACAUUCAAAACCGGACUUAUUUAAAUCGAGAAAAACUACAAGAUGACAUCGGUUCUGUGUUAUAAUAUUGUGUCCAGAUACGUUCC